GAUGAUACGAAUAUCAACAGAUUUAACAACUUGGACUUUAUUUGAGAAAAUUCGUUUGCUUGAACUUUUUAUGAAUAAAGAAAUUUUAUGGGAAGGACGUGCAGAAAUUUUACAAAAUGAAUUUGCACAGAGGCCUCAUAAUUUCUUUACUGUUCAGAAUAUCCGUCAAGAGCUUCAUCAAAUAUUCGUAACUCCAAAUCCCGAACAUGUUUAUGGUCUUCCUCUACAUCCACGUGGCAAAGAGGCGGCAGAAAUGUGGCUGAAAUAUUUUAGAAAAGAAUUAACCAAACAACGAGAACUUCAAAAACAAAUGUUUGCUAUUUCGAUGCGUCGACAUUUGGAUUUAAUUAAACGUUUUCAACAAGGAAAAUUACCUCCACAAGAAAUCGAAGCAAUUUUGACUGAAGCACGUGAACGAGAUGCACAGGUUUUUAAGACAAUACUACAGGGGAGGGACGGGAAUAAUUUGUAGGAACUUCGGAGAAUCAAAAAAAAUAGGCAGGCAAAAAAUUAUCAAGUUCUCCUACUUUCUGGGACGGAGUUCAAUUAUGUAUUUUGGGUGCGGCCCAAAUUGGCGCAGGCUAAAACUUCGAGACCGAAACGGCGAACGAUAAAACGGCACAAACUAUC
Molecule: messenger RNA, 630 nt
Organism: Meloidogyne enterolobii
Lineage: Eukaryota; Metazoa; Nematoda; Chromadorea; Rhabditida; Meloidogynidae
Source: the annotation of a GenBank genome assembly